GUGUUCUACACAGCGUGAAUCAGAAAUGGGAAUGCCACAGAUGCUUCAGAAACUGUCCCCGAAGAUUAACAAGAAGAAUGGAUUUUUAAUCUUAAUCUUAGUUGGUCUUGUUGUUGCGGCUGAUUUUGUUGAGAAGGACUUCAUGUGCCCUUGUGAAGAAGUCCUUAGAUGGGUGUUUUUUGUAUUUUACCUGUUCAUCCCUGGCUUUAUCACCUUAACGGUCACAUAUUGCAUUAUGUGUGAGCUGUAUAAAGAGGAUUUUGCAAGUCAGAAAUCUGAUGUUGAAAAUAAAGGUCAGAAAACUCCUGAAGAAAGACGAGAACAGAGAUCCAGCCCGAUUGAGGAAACUAACGAGGAGAGUGAUGAAGCUGAGAAGAGUGAUGAAGCUGAAGGACCUCGGAAUUGUAGAUUCUUCUUGAAGUGUUGCAUUCCGACUGUCGUUUGGAUAAUCCUGUUCUUCAGUGAUGGAAGAUUUGUGGCUUGUUUGUGUACAGAGUUAAUGGGAGGAUAUGCUGACAGCAAUCCACAUCCACCAUGGGAAUGGUGUCACAAACAACGAAACCUGACCUAUGCACAGCAACGUGCAGAGAAAUCUCAUAAAUAUUCCAAGGUGGUCGGGUUUGGUUGUCUCUUCUUUGUCUCGAUUAUAAUAAUGAUUUAUAAAUGUCGUGUAAUACACAAAGCCAGCAAGCAACAGACACACACACAGACUGCUGUGCAAUAUGAAGACAUACCAUUGCAGGAAGGUGCCAGGGCAGAUGAAAGCUGAAAUCUACAGAUGUUCACAAAAGGACCCUACAAGAAUUCAUUCAUCCAUUACUGUCAGCAUUCUAUUAUUUUUGAAAUGCUUUGUUUGUUUGUUUGCUUGUUUGAUUUGCUUUUCAAUUUCUCUUUCCAGUUUAAACCCACUAGCUAGAACUGUACCUUAUAUUCUACCACUGCUAGGAGGAUAAAGGCUAGAAUGAUCUUGCUCUGAGACACAUAAAGUUCAACAAAUCCUCUUAAACUGUAGCUACUACAGUUAGACGGGAAGAAUGUUAAAUGCUAAUAAUGUUAUGCCAGCUAAUGCUUCAGUGUCUGUGCUGGCUAGCUAUUUCAUUGAUAGAAACCAUUCUUAGACAGCUGUGCAGCUUUGGUGCUUCUUUUUGAAACCUCAUAAUAUACUUCUUCAAAAUGCAAGUACUUUUAACAGUUAGUAAUAGCUGCUGCUCUUGCUUGUAUUCAAAUUUCUUAUAGUUGUGUAGUCAUUUUACAAGAUACUAAGCAAGCGAACAGCUUUCAGUUUUGUGCUUUUAGUCUUGUAAUAUUUUGUUCAGGUGUUUGAUGGACAUGUGUUUUAAAUAAAAUCUGCAAAAAAG
Messenger RNA from Astyanax mexicanus (Mexican tetra), 1358 nucleotides. RefSeq lists its product as uncharacterized. The transcript has 3 exons. The record is from RefSeq and is a predicted model, not a curated record. Lineage: Eukaryota; Metazoa; Chordata; Actinopteri; Characiformes; Acestrorhamphidae. Bases 26 to 769 code for a protein of 247 amino acids.